Molecule: messenger RNA, 1719 nt
Organism: Eucalyptus grandis
Lineage: Eukaryota; Viridiplantae; Streptophyta; Magnoliopsida; Myrtales; Myrtaceae
Product: abscisate beta-glucosyltransferase
Molecular function (GO): UDP-glycosyltransferase activity
Source: RefSeq, a predicted model, not a curated record
AUGGCGGACGAAGUGGAGAUGUUCUUCUUUCCCUCCGUGGGAGGAGACGACCAGAUCCCCAUGAUCGACAUUGCCUGCCUCUUCGCCUCCCACGGCGUCAAGUCCACCAUCGUCGCCACCCCUAACAAAGCCCUCUCCUUCCAACGCUCCAUCGCCCGCAACCAGGACUCCGGUCGACCCAUCUCCAUCCACCCCCUCGACUUGCCCCCAGGCUCCGAGCUGCCCGACGCUGACAUGUCCGCCUCCCCCUUCACCGACACCUGCAUGCUCCAAGAAUCCCUCAAGCUCUUGCUCAUCGCGAGACGACCUGAUUGCAUCGUCGUAGACACGUUCCACGGCUGGUCGGCCGAUGUCAUCGACGAGGUGGGAUUUCCCAGGAUCGUCUUCAUUGGGAACGGCUGCUUCUCUCGGUGUGCUCAAGAACCCGAAUCUAUGGUGGAAUCCGAAUACGAUCCGUUUGAGCUACCGGGCCGGCCGAAGGAAAUCAAGAUGACAAGGUCGCAACUUUGCAUUUUCACAAGCGUCCAGGAGGCGGGGAAGCCGCCGGGUGGGAUGUGGACUUCGGAGGACAGGAGUCUUGGGUUUCUGGUGAAUAGCUUUCUUGAUCUGGAACCAGCUUGUGCGGAGUAUUUCAAGAAGGAGAUGGUGAAGAAAGCUUGGGUCGUCGGACCAGUGUCGCUGCGCAUUGCGGAGGAUAUGGGCGAGAGAGGGCAACGAGCUGCUAUUGAUGAGCAGAGUUGCUUGAACUGGCUCAAUGCUAAAGAACCCAACUCCGUUCUUUACGUUAGUUUUGGGAGUUUGGCCAGGUUGACCCCGGAACAGCUCCUUAAGAUUGCAUAUGGUCUCGAGGCUUCGAGCUGUUCCUUCAUUUGGGCGGCUGGGAAAAUCCUCGAGUCGUCCGAAAAUGGAGAGGGAGGCCGAGAGGAUUGGCUUCCGAGCGGGUUUGAAGAGAGAUUGAAGGAGUCCGAGAGAGGGUUGAUCAUCAGAGGAUGGGUGCCGCAGCUGUUGAUUCUCGAACACCCUUCGGUGGGUGGGUACAUGACGCUCUGUGACUGGAACUCGAUCCUGGAAGGCGUGAGCGCUGGUGUUCCGAUGGCCACUCUCCCGCGCUCAGCUGAGCAGCUUCUCAAUGGGAAGCUGGUCGUUGACGUGUUGAAAAUUGGGGUCCAGGCCGAUAGCAUGGAGUGGACAUCCUGGAACACCGAGCCGGGCCCGGCAGUGGAUCCGGAGAAGGUGGAGGCGGCCGUGAGGAAACUGAUGGAUGGAGGAGAGGAGGCGGCGGAGAUGAGGAGAAGAGCCGAAGAUCUCGGAGGGAAGGCCAGGAAGGCGGUCGGAGAAGGCGGGUCAUCUUAUGGAGAUGUUGAGGCCUUGAUUCAGGAGCUCAAGAAUCGCAAGAAUGUCCGAGACUGCACUGCACAAAUGUAUAACCGUCCGGCGGCUUCAAAUCCGUUCUCCGGCCUCAACCAUCGCCAUUCCCGUUUCACACAUAUUCACGCCGGUAAAUCCCCACCGUUCACGUUGCCGACUUCCUCCACCGGUUGCGCGGCCGCCGGCGCCGCCUUUGAACACUCCGGCGCCACUAGCGCCAGAGGCAGCCGCCUCACCUCUUACCCCUCUCCCUCGCCUCCCCUCUCCGGCGUCUCCCCGCCCCCUACCUACCGCCCCAUCCGCGCUGCCGCCGUCAAUCUGCCGCCGGGGUCUCUGCACUUUCAGCAAUAA